GUGCUUCCCCGUAUCUAAGGAUCGUCGAGGGAACAAUCCGCGCCUUGAUACGAGACUCUGACAGAGUGCUUGAGUCAGAGCAUCAUAGGAUAAACGAGAAAAGAAAUUCUCAUCGGCAUUUGAACCUCUCGAAGUCAUCUUAUGCUACAUCCCAUAGGUAUAUCAGCGGCUGAGAGAAUCGUCUUAUAUACCUGCAGGGGCGAGGGUCCUGUUAAGUCCGCUGCACGACGGGGAUACGAAGCCCUAAUCCAGCAGGUGACAUCGUAAUGUAGUGAAUGAGGCCGGUUUCGCAAGCCUAUGAUAUACUAUAGGCUUCUUCUGCUAUACGACUUUGCCCCCGAAUGAGUACAAGCAGCCUGACAUAUAGUCGCGAAACCAGAGAUCUUGGAUAGCAUCUACCUGUAUAUUUGAAUUUUCUGGAAUCUCCGACGGCGCGAGCGCUCUGAAUUCUCGCAUCGCCAACAUAAGCUGCUGAAGGAAUCAAGUAGCAGAAGAAUAUAACGAGAGAAUGUCGGCUUUAGCUGAGAAACCGCCCACCAAGUAUGGCGUUGUGGUUUUCCCGGGCUUUCAGGCGCUGGACGUCUUUGGGCCGGUCGAUGCACUGAACAACUAUUCCCAGACAGCGCCAUUGGAGUUCGCGCUUCUCGCCGCUACGAUGGACCCUGUGAGUACGAAGCUGGCGCAGCCGGGUGCCAUAGGACAGAGCGUGGUGCCGACGCACACUUUCGAUGAUUGUCCCGAUCUUGAGGUGCUUCUUGUGCCUGGGGGGGUCGGAAACCGGGACCCGGCGGUCAGGGCGCCGAUAGUCGAGUUUUUGAAAAGAAUCUAUCCCAAGUUACGUUUCUUGUUAACAGUUUGUACUGGGAGUGUUAUCGUCGCAGAGUCAGGCCUGCUUGAUGGGAGACGGGCAACCUCGAAUAAGAGAAGCUGGGAUUGGGCCAUUUCUCAAGGACCAAAUGUGCAAUGGGUGCGUCAGGCACGGUGGGUUGUGGACGGGAAUAUUUGGACGUCAUCUGGGGUGUCAGCUGGUAUUGACCUCAUGUUUGCCUUCAUCAAGGAUCAGUACGGUGAGGAGACGUCGAAGCGACUGGCGGAUAAAGCUGAGUAUGUACGAAAUCCGGAUUCCGGUGUGGACCCGUUCGCUUGAAGAGCUACUAUUUCACAGACCUGCCAAUUAUCGAGUCCCGUGGUCAGUCCGAGCGCAUCUACUGAGGACUACUUUGUUUAUCUUGGCAUGUUACAUUUCGCACUCCGUGUAGGGAGGAAGCAAUUUGAAUAGUUCAUGUACGGUAGAAGAAGGUACAUUAUAAGCGAUCUAGAUCUACCUUACGCUUUUGGAUAAGUCGUUCUGCUGUUAUCGCUCUCA
This is a messenger RNA of Xylaria bambusicola, 1366 nucleotides long. RefSeq names its product class I glutamine amidotransferase-like protein. NCBI's taxonomy places the organism in Eukaryota, Fungi, Ascomycota, Sordariomycetes, Xylariales, Xylariaceae. The transcript has 3 exons. The record is from RefSeq and is a predicted model, not a curated record. The coding region runs from base 509 to 1147 and encodes 212 amino acids.